CUUCCUUCCAUCAGAAGACGCAGAUUAAACUGGCAUUCUUGCACAGAAACCCCUACAUUUAUCACACAUUUAACCCAUUGUUUUCUAAUAUUUACAAUCAGAUCCCUUGAGUGAGUCAAUAGUCGAUUCUGUUUCAGAAAGAGAAGAAAACUUGAAUUCUUGAAGUGCUCGUAUGGAAAUAAAUGGCGGGAAAAAUACAUAAAUUCAGGACCCAAUUCCCGCCCUCGCCGUCAUCUCCUCCUCCCCUCCCUUCCCAUGGAGGCGGAGCCGCCGCCGGAGAACCGCCACGACGACCACCACCCCUCCACUUCCGGCGGAGGCCUGGGCUACUUCCACCUCCGCCUCCUCUGCCCCGCCGCGCCACUCCUCCUCCUCCUCCGCUCCGACCGCCUCUACUCCCUCUCCCUCUCCCGCCGCCGCGGCCCCCGCCUCCGCCUCCUCGCCUCCCCUCGCCGCCGCCACGGCCGGCGACGGCGGGCCCUCCUCCUCAGCACAUCGGGCUGCGCCCUCCGCCUCACCCACCGCUCCUCCAGCGCCGACGCCGUGCGCGUCAACGGCCGGCCCCUCCUCCGCGGUGGGUGCCCGGCCGAUCUGGCCGUCGGCGACGAGGUCUCGCUACUCCGCCGUGGCACCAGGUAUGGAUUCUUGGUGGAGAAAUUCGUCUCCUGCGAACGGCCCAAAUUGGCGGCGGCGGAGCCCUGCGGGGAGGUUCUUGUGCUGCGGGCCGAGUCGCUCCGGAAGCGGCUGAGGGCGAUCUCGGAGAGUCAUGAUCCUCUCUCUUUCUUGAGGGAUUCACAUUGUGUGGAGAACGGCAGCGAUGAUGUUAGGGUGAAAAAGGCGAGAGAAGAAGAUGUUUUCUUGCCCCUGAACCUGAAUGCUCCAAUUGACCCUGUUGCCGUGGAGGGUUUACUGCGAGAAGACUGUAAUCUUGGCCAGGGGAAAUUGGAGCACUGCACUGAUUCAGCAAUUGCAAAAAAUGAAACUGAUGAAUUGAUUCAACGGAGCAAGGGGUCCUGCGAUGGCAAUACAGAGCAGAAGGAAUACAGCAAUGAGAACACAGAGCAGCAGCACAAUGAGAAUGAGGGUUGCUAUUCAGAUGGGAGCACAUUCUUCCUGAAUCGCCUCAUUGGUAUUGGGUCUGAUAUGAGGGUGGAGCAACGGAGUGGAGUGACACUUCCACAGCUUCUGCAUCCCAUGGAUAGCUUGGAGCGAGUAUUUAUCGCAACAUUCACCUCCGAUGUUUCCUGGUUUCUGGAUUACUGUAAGGUUCCACAGAACCUGCCGGUGACGAUAGCAUGCCACAACAAGGAGAGGUGCUGGAGUGCGAGUCGCGAAAGUAGAACCGCUGCCCCUUUCGGAAGUUAUCCUAACCUACUAUUAGUUUACCCCCAAUUCCCAGAGGAGAUAGCAUUUGGAAAGGAUAGGAAGAAGCAAGGAGUGGCAUGCCACCAUCCAAAGCUCUUAGUGCUACAGAGGAAAGACAGCAUGCGUGUCAUUGUCACUUCAGCUAACUUAGUACCUAGGCAGUGGCAUCUCAUAACAAACACGGUGUGGUGGCAAGAUUUCCCUUGUAGGACAUCCACAGAUUAUUCAGCUCUUUUUAGUAAAGUUGAGGAAUCAAAAUCAGAUUUCGCUACUCAAUUAGUUUCAUUCAUAGCAUUCCUUAUCAAUGAAGUUCCUAGCCAAUCAUAUUGGAUAAAUGAGAUAGCCAAGUAUAAUUUUGAAGGAGCUGCUGGAUACCUCAUUGCUUCCGUUCCAGGGAUAUAUGCACGCAAUCCUCACUAUCUGGAGUCCAAUUAUUGCCUUUCAAGAAAACAGAUAUUACACACCAAAUCGGCACAUAGGAUGUUUCUUGGUUCUGUCCAAACAUCCGUAGUUGGUCUGUCCCAUCGGUUUCAUAUACCAUCUGAUGCUGGUUCUAAACUGAAAGCCCUGUCUGUACUUCUUAGUAAAUGCCAUGUGAACAUGCAUGGAACUACAGAAGUGAUCUUGAAGAGGAAUACAAAUAUACCUGCAGAUGCUAAUGCUGUGAGUGUCCUAGUUGCUGAUCUGGAUAAAUUUACCGAGGAAGAUUCAGUCCAUCUUGGUUUCCUGCCUAGAGAGGUUGCAAAGUGGGUAUCUCCCCUCAGUGACUUGGGGUUCUUCACAUUUUCUGGAUUUAUCUACCCCAGAGAAGCCCUGGAAGCUGCAUAUGGAGCAACUAACACAAAAGUGCAGUUGCUUCUCUAUGUAUCAAAGGGUCCAGAGUUUUCUCAAAUUUCAAGACUGAUCCAGGAUGAACAUUUUCCUCUUCUGUGCUCAUUAGUAGCAUCCUUAAAGCGGUCCCUUGGACUUUGGCGAUUAGAAGAGGUGUUGUCACAUUUCAAAUGGCCUGAAACACUUGAGACUGAUUUUUUCUACAGUGCUUCAUCCAUUGGGACUUCAAUUAAUCCACAAUUCAUUGCAAGCUUUGCUUCAGCAGCUGGUAAACGAUGUAAUCAGGAUUUGGACUCCGAAGAGUCUGAUCCAGAGUGGGGUUGCUGGACAGCAAACCAUGAGCUAAAGAAGCCAUCUAUCAAUUUGUUGUUUCCAACAAUUGACAGAGUGAAAAAUGGGGCUUGUGGAAUUCAGUUAUCCAGGCAUUUGCUUUCUCUUCCUGAGAGAACAUGGCAAAGACUGAGAUCUACUGGCAUAUUUCGUGACGCAAUCCCACAUCCAUACGAGAGGAUAGGGCAUCCUAUGCAUGUCAAGGUUGCCCAGAGACGCUUCGAGUCUCGUCUAGGCAGACACUCAUUCGGCUGGACUUACUGUGGGUCUCACAAUUUCAGUCCAGCAGCCUGGGGACAACAACUUCCUCCACCAAAAGCAAAUCCUACUGAAGCCAGAGCCGUUUCUUCUGGUCCGAGGCUACACAUUUGCAACUAUGAGCUCGGCAUCAUCCUCAUUAUUCCACCAUCUGCCAUGUCAAAGCAGAUCAGUGGAAGGAGGCACGAGAUCAAUGACAUUGUCCUGCCAUUCGUCGUCCCUCCACCGCAAUAUAAGCUGGGCGAUAGGCCUGCGACAUCGUUAGCCAUGCGAGAGGCCAUGGCUGAAGCUAGAAUUCUGCAGAGUAACGAUUUAGUACUGGACUUGUCACAGGAUACAGACGAGGAUAUACCUGAUGAAGAUGAUGAGCAUGUGAUUGAGCUGUCUGAUUGCUCCCCUGAAGAGAAGGAAGAGGAGAAGAUCUACGCAGAGACGCUGUGGGAGCAAGUAGACUCUUCACAAAGACCAGGCUGGCCAGUGAAGUUGAAGUCCAGAUGUUUCGGAUGACAAGUUCCUGUCAUCGCAUCUGAUUUCAAGUGCAGGCAGCCGCACGAGAUCUGACGAUUCUUUCUUACUGAAGAUAUUUGAUUCGAUUGUGAUUUGUUAGAAUUGUAUUUUACAAUGUGUAGUAUGCAUUCGUUGUCAAUCUUUCUUGUAAGUAUCUCAAUACAUCUAUACUUGAACUUCACAGCGUAUAUAGUUGAAGUUUAUUUCAAAAACUUUUAUUGAGCUCUAA
Messenger RNA from Oryza sativa Japonica Group (Japanese rice), 3520 nucleotides. RefSeq lists its product as uncharacterized. Gene Ontology annotation, biological process: DNA repair. Gene Ontology annotation, molecular function: zinc ion binding; double-stranded DNA binding; single-stranded DNA binding. Lineage: Eukaryota; Viridiplantae; Streptophyta; Magnoliopsida; Poales; Poaceae. The record is from RefSeq and is a predicted model, not a curated record. Gene Ontology annotation, cellular component: nucleus.